UCCCGCUACAAUAUUCAAAGAAGUGACAUCACAGAGUGUACCUUUAAUUAGCUUCACGAUUUAAUAGAAUACAUGUAAGACAAUCUGUCUGUGCGUGCGUUCACUUUUGCCAUACAUAUAAAAAUGACAAGCAAAUACAGAGCAUUUUGAAACUUGGAACAGCAGUAGAAACAAAUGCGUUGUUCGACUUCAGAUCUUGCGUGGACGUGUUUGCACACGUGAAAAAUUUAAAUAAUUUACGGAGUAGACAAAUGGUGCUGACAAAUCGAAUAUUCGGGUUUUUGGGGGCACAGCCUAACAGCAGUUUGCUCUGACGUGAACAUAUAGUUGACGUUUUUAUGGUAAGUGUUCACUCUAGAGGUUUCAUCGACAUAGUCGGUGAGUUUGAUGAUUCAUUAUUAUAAGAAACUUGAAUGUUGUUUGUAGUUGAGGUUGAAAUGUCGAGUAACUGUUCCAUGCAAGGAUACCACGAUAGACCUAGAACGUCGUCAACGAAAAUUCAAUUACAGUAAGGUUAUACAAUAAAAACAGAACAAGGAUAAGCUAUCGUUCGACUAUAAAGCUACCACAUCUACGAAUAAUUCGUCAGCUUCACAACAGAAGAUCGUAGUUACUAUAGAAAUUUGACAAAUGCUAUAUUCAUUUCGCCACGCUAUAAUAAAUAUGUGCAGAACUCACUUAAAGCUUAGUACACUCUUGUUUACUUUUUAUUAUCGUUAUCAUACGAGUUUAGUUCUGUUGUUUUUAGUCGACGUAUGAACGAUUAUUUAUGACCGUCUGCCAUUUUUAUGGCAAUUCAUUUACUCCGCUGAUGUUAAAGUCUGGGGUGCGAGAGUCUAUGACGUCUCAACAAACCAACUGUGACAGUAUGUUGAGAUUUGUGUAAUUUUUCCGUAAAGUUGUCGAAAUUUUCAAAACAAAUGGUAAUUUGUACAAGCAAUGUCUGGCGAGUAUGAUCGAUGAGAAAACGCCAAUUAUAACUUCUGCAUUUUGCCACGGUUAUCCUUGCAAUGUAAGGUCGAGCGUUAUCAUGCAAUAGGUAACGGUUUAGCUUUAUUUACUAACCUUAACUGUUUAAUGCAAAGUUUUUUCAUCGUCUCUGAUUGUUAAAAACACACUUUAGCCGUAGUUGAGAAACCCGGAUUCAUGAGGCCAUAGUGAAAAACACCUGCAUAGAUUCCUACAUAGACAGCUACGUGUGCUCUUGCAGCUCUACUUUUGCUUUAAGGUGACGUUCAGUUGCAUCCGUCCACUGGUAUGACCAUCUAUAUAUCAUUCACCACGGUUCACGAUUCUAUGCAAAAAUGGAUCACAGUUGUAUUGUGAGAGCAAAGUGAAGCAAGCGCCUCGGCUUUUCACUUAUGACCCUUACUCAAACCAGGCGGCGGUAACUUCGCCUUUAAUCGAGGUGAACAAAUAUCACGUUUACAUUCAUUGAACCUGAAUGUUAACACCCUUACAGAGACACCCAUCACAGCUCUCAGCUUCUCGUUAUUUAUUUCGUUCAUGAGGUUCAUUUUGAGAUUUCAAAAUAUCCUUUCCGGGUUUCCUUUAACCUGUGGUUUAUGGGCAGUCUUCACCGAAACAAUGCUCACUACCGAUCGCCUGCUAAAAAUCCGAGUGAUGAUUUACGAGUAAACGGCCUCAGUACAUGUGCAUCUGCAACACAAAUAGGUGUGGUGGACGUUCAUGCAGAGAAUCGUGCACUCAGAUUUGGGUGGGUAAACUUUUGGCGGGCUGUUUCUUGUAGUGAGCAUCUUCCUGGUACCAGACGAAAACCAAUUCUUUCUGAAACAAAACAAAAAGUCUUGGAUAAUGACAGUGCGUCGUUUUUGAAAUUUGCGCGAAUAUCAGUUAUUGUCUAACCUUUCCGCCGUAAACAAAUGUCCACUAGAAAGAACUUCAUUUUUUACCCGAAAACAACGUUUCAUGUAGUUUUUUAAAAACCCGAGGAAGAUUUUCAGGAGACAAACCAAAAAAAUUUUGAGUCGAUUUUAGAUUUAAAUGGCUCAAAAAUUAAUGAAGAGACCAAUUUUGACACGCUUAGAUUUUUAAUAGAAAAAUUUAUAGUGGUUUUAAAGAAAUUCACAUUAGAUGCUGAUUGAUGAAUAAGCUCCAGAAACUGCUUUUACUUUUUUUUUUGGAAAAUUUAAGCAGCAUUAGUCGGCUACCAGCUCAAAAUGCAAAUCUGUUGGAGUUUUUUGUAUUUAACGUAUCUGACACAUCUACUUACUAAUGUCUUUUGACGCACGCUUUCUGUUGAAAAGUUACUGGUAUAUUAAGGCAGAAGUAUUUUGAAAAUGAUUAGUUAUUUUAGGUCCCAAAUUAAAAUUGUAGUAGAUUAUUUGAUUGAAUAAGCACGGUCGCCGCAAAUAAAAUCUCUAGCGUACAUGAAAAAAUAUCAGUUUUUGUUUAGACAUAAACAAUUCUCAUCUUAGACCCGCCAUCUUGUAUAUAUAUAUAUAUACUAUGGAACUAUAUUUAGGCUUUUUGAACAGGCGAUUGUAUUGUAGCCCCUUCGGGUGCUAUAUCAAUAACUAGUAGCUCUAACAAAGCCAAAAAGUAUGUUGUAAGCUGUUCUUCAAGUUCCAUUAGAUAUCUUCAAGAUGAGUACUACUCCGCCAGCUGUAUCAAGCCGGAUGGCUCGAUACAGAUCUUGUAAGAAGAAACGGUCACCAAGUUCUUCGCAAGAUCUUGACAGCUCACCCGAGUUGACGACCGCUUCAGCAAAAAGAACAAAGAGAAGUUCACCUCCGGGAAAGAAUUUAGCUCAACGAAAUAUUAAUUCAAAAACAUCAUCUAACAAGAAAAAUUCAUCGCCGGAGGAACCAGAAGAGGCAGGAAAAAUCCCAGUCACAAAUAUACGGUCACUAUCGAGAACUGGUAAUCGCACCCCCAAGGGGACCGACACAAAGGAAAUAAAAGAACCGUUUCUUAUCGGUGUCAGCGAUAGAAAUAUUCAACGAUGGGAACGGCCAGAUGUUGAGGAGCUUUCACAAAGAUUUAGUGGACGACGGUCAAAUAGAGCAGCAGUGAAUGGUGACGUGAAUCCGGACAACAGAGUGAGUGAGUUUGAAGGAUCGUCAGCUUCUGCCAACAUUUGGAGCAACGAUCUCCUGGCGGCGACAAACCCCUGUGAUGUCGUUCUCGUCGGCGACGACGACAGUCUACUAGGGCCUACCUUCAUCUAUCGCGACGCCUGGACACUCAAAUAUGCGCCAAAUACAUUUGGAACGUUUGUGGGAAACACGACAGCUGUGGGAAAACUCGAAGCUUGGCUUAGAGAGUGGCAGGACCCAACACGGAAUAUGAAAGUUUCGACUGAAGAUGCCAAUUAUCAGUCGCAACAGGACGCCGUCUCUAGUGCGUUAUUUAUCAGAGGGCCACCGGGAGUCGGGAAGACAGCAUUGACGUAUUACGUUGCCCAUCGGUUGGGAUAUAUGGUGAUCGAAGUAAAUUCUUCGUCAGAACGUCCUGGCCGUCGAAUUCUUGCAGAUCUUCAGGAGGCAACACAAAGCGCUCACGUUGAAGGAACUAAGGUAUCGGCCGGAAAAAGUAUAACUAGCUUUUUCAAACCCACACUUGGUGGAUUGCAGGGUGCCCUCACAUCAAGUGACCUCACAACCCCCAUUUCGGCGAUGGUAAAUAGAGUAAAGGUGACGAAGGGAAAGAAGACUCCUGUUGUUAAUCCUAAAGGGACACUGCAACAUUUCUUCACUCUAAAAAAAUCACCAAACACUAAACCGAGCACAGAUAAGGAAGAAAGCAGAGAGGAUAGCAGUCCUGAGGUGCAAACUCUAACAUGUGAACCUAAAUCAUCUAUAAAGACCUUUUUUAAAUGUGACAAGAAAUUUAGUAACUCAGUAACAUCGACAGCAACAGUAGUUGAAAUGAAGCCUUCGUUGAGCCCAGUCAUAGAGACGGAACAACCAAACCACUCGAAAAUGGACAAAUCUAUGAAGAGUCAAAAAAUCAAGUUCUCGAAGAACACCAUUAUCUUGUUUGACGAUGUUGACGUGAUUUUUGAAGACGACGGUGACGAAGGCUUUUGGAUGGCUUUGGAGACGGUGGUGAAAAACUCAAAAAAGCCAUGCAUCCUCACAGUUACUCAGGGUUAUGAAAGUAUUGCGAAACGGUUUCGGAUUCUGCAGAACGCACCGCUUAUCGACCUGCGUCGACCAGACCCGGUAGAGGUGGCGACUUUGGUUAAACGCGUCUGCGAAGUGGAACAACGGGACCUCACUGACUAUAAUGUCGAAUUCAUGUGCCAGUAUCUCGCGUCCGAUGUCCGGCGUUCCCUGCUUCAAAUGGAAUUUGAGACGAUCUCGUCCGGCCUCACACAGACAGUAUAUCCGGCGAAUAAAACCUUCGGUGGACUUCUCGAUUCAGGGUUUAUUGACGAUGCUUUAGCUAUACAAAUGGCAUAUAAAAAAGUUGGCUUUAACGCUUUAUACGCCUCACUGGAAGACUGCUUGCCAUUCCAAUGCGAUGACGCCAAUUCUGCCGAUGUCGGUACAACAAUGCCCGGGAGCUCUGAUACAGCAGAAACAGGUAGAAUUAGUAGACAGAGAAAAGCCUUUGAGGAAUCAACGCUACGUGAUUUAUCUGAGAUCUUCGAUGAGCUUUCACAUUGUGACCUUUACACGGGGACUCUCGAUAAGAUGGGCCAAGAGUAUCUGCCAUCGUAUGAAAGAGCAAAACGUUGGAUGGAGCGCCAUCCAAUGGAAACUCAGGAUUCGAACCCACGAAUGGUCGAAGAAUUACUCGAAAUCGAAGCUUCCGUAUUGCUGAAAAAAACCGUCAAACCCAUCAAUCGGAUCACCGAAAGGUUCGGAUCACUAGGGCCAACUGAACAGAAAGCUUUUCGCUUUCUGCGCAUCUCUAGCACAUCGAGCUUUCAUAAUAUCCACAAGCAACUAGAAAAGGUGCGGAGCCGCGAAACCGCUCUGGAGGAUGUCCUGAAUGUGUUUGCCAAUUCGCGGCCCCUUGCACGCGACUAUCUGGCAUAUCUCGUACGAAUUUGCGAAGCCGAAGAAGACCGGCGAAAAAUGCCCCGCAGAAGCGCCAAUCGUUUUGUGCACUACCUUUCUCAAUUAGGUAUAUUCCAAGGCACCGAGAAAAUCCAGCGAAUUGCAAAUUUCUGGAGAAAUGACGAUAAUAAGGCAGAACCUGCUCUCGUAUGACCGUGUAUAUUAGCAUCGUUAGAAAGAUGAACAAUAGUAUUCUAAUAGCCGUAACAAGUUUUAAUGGUAGAUAAGACUCUUUCACAUCAAUGAAUUGUUUAAUGAACGGGGUCAACUGAACAGAACGGAAGCCUCUGCUAAAAAAAAAGAGUUCCAGUAUCCAUAAAGCGUUUGAAAUAUUGAAUUGAGACGAAUAAUCCUAUCCGUCUAGCUGUACCUAAUAGCGAGAGCCAUCUUUUGUGUAUUGAAUGUCUAAUAACUUUGUGAUCAAUUUUUUGUGGAUUAAAAGCAAAUCAUACAUAAAUGAUACAGUAUAGUCUACGAUGUAUAAUGUAAAUAAUGCGCCAUAAAAAUAGAAACGAAAUUCGCUUGGUAGAAACAUCAUCCAAGGACGUCAACCUCACUGCAUGGUUGCAUAUUUUUCCAGACAAAAGUGAAUAAACAAUUUCUGUUAAAUAUCUAAUGAAUAGGAUAUUUUCAACGUAAUUUUAUUAAAAAGAGUUGUUGUAAACCUAUCACCUCUUUGUUUAGUUUGAAUUCAGUUAGUUAAAACUAUGGAUUCGUCAACCUAGGGCGCUACGACAUGUUGCUAACAUGAUUACCAUUGCAUCUCUUCGCCAUCGUAACUUAUUCAGCGUGGUCCCUAUUUCGUUACGGCCUUUGACCCUUGGAUAUAAUGGCUUCAACAGCUAGCUUUAAUAUAAACAUAGUACGAAAAUUGUAUUUAAAAAGGAGGGAAAUGAGGCCGGACCUUUUAGACUUUUUUUUUUUUUGUUUCUUAUAUGUGGGACACACAAUAACCUUAACCUAGUGAGUUCUAUGGAAGAUUUCUUCCCCAGGUAGGAUUCCAUUACAGUAAAACGUUCAUAGAACUAUGCGUAUACAUACAUUCGCUUCGAUGUUGGGUUGUUUGACGGACACGCGGUCAAUAAUUUGAUUAACCAGAGCAGCGUUUAGUAUUUGAUAAAUCACAGUGCUUAGAAAUUUGUAUUAUGAAUGUAUAUAUGCAUUAUACAGUAGUUAUUCUGCUAUGUAUAGUGCCCUUGUGAUCUAUUAGGAAGGGUCCAAUAAGUUUAAUUGUUGUAGAAUUCGACCUAUUUUUCCAUCGAAGGAAGACCUGUUAUAAGCAGUAUUUUCAAAUUCAAAGAAAAUACCUAUAGUAAACCUAUGCUGAAAAUUUACUAUCAGUUACUCAAACGCAUCUAUUGGCAAAUUAAGAAACAAGCAUUUUAACUUUGGGUUAAUGAAUAUGACAUAGAACAGGCCAAUACAACCAUGACUUCGAAAAAAAUAUUAGAGAAAAAAAGGCACAAGAAGGUAAUACAUAGGGAACAUCUUCGACCUAUUUGCGUUGUGAGGUGCUUGGCUGACCGUUGCAUGAUCGACUUCGAAAGGAAGCGUCGAAUUUUAUCUCUAAGCUCUUAUCUAUCUGUAAAAACGGGACGUUGUGAAAAUGUAUUUAUAUGAUUGUGGACUUCUGUCACUAUUGUCUGACGCUGGCAAAGGGGAGCGUAACAUUUUCAAAUGGAAAACAUCAACAUGCUGAGAAGACUGUAAUCAUCGACAUUGUAACGUCGAGGGUCAGAACCGCAAUUUAAGGACAUUUUAUAUCUAGUUGCCGCUUAACACUUCUACUGUUCGGUUUAGACUUAAUGAUAUUAAGUUUACAGCGACUGCUUCGAGGAGUGGCAAAUGUGCGACCAAGAUGCUUAUUCGAUGGCUCAAUUUGACCUUUCAUUCAGAGAAGUUCAUCUUCCAGAAGGUGUCGUCAAACUCAAUAAAAUUUAAUAUUGCGACUGAAAGAAUUAACCACCGCAGUUCAACCUAUGGUACUUUCGCUUUACAGUUCUCACCUCAAAAAUGCAAUAAAAGGAAAAUAAGUGAGCCAACAAACAUGCUAAAUUUCUUCAAACAUUGCAGGAAGCAUUGCUUACCUUACGCGGAAAUUAUUAAUUAAAUUUUACAAAUGUUUUGCAAAACAAUGUUAAUGCCAUAAAGAAAGGACGUAAUGCUAAUAUCCAUAGAUAGAAAAGCGACAGCUAGACAUAUUUAUAGAUAAUCAUGGAGAAAAUGAAGAUGUUCCAAAGGCGCUAAGAGGAAGAUGAAAGCGAUACGAUGAAAUCAAUUUAUUAGCGCUUCAAACUGAUUGAAGACAGAUUAGAGCAAAAGCUAACCGAUUUCAAUGGAAUAACUCAUAACAUUGCAAAGGUUUGCUCGUCCAAUCUUCAUUAAUAUCGCAUUAAUAGCUACGGAAACCCUAAGCCCCACUG
Varroa destructor (honeybee mite) is the source of this 7453-nucleotide messenger RNA. RefSeq lists its product as uncharacterized. The record is from RefSeq and is a predicted model, not a curated record. Lineage: Eukaryota; Metazoa; Arthropoda; Arachnida; Mesostigmata; Varroidae. Gene Ontology annotation, molecular function: ATP hydrolysis activity; DNA binding; DNA clamp unloader activity. Gene Ontology annotation, cellular component: nucleus.